UCCAAUAUGGCGGAUGUUUACGUUCUGUGGCCCAUACCGAAGCUAAAAAAUGAGCUUUCACGUCGUGGUGCCACUACUACCGGCAGAAAAACAGACUUAAUUGAGAGAUUGAGAGCUUAUGACAGAAAUGCAAACUUCCGAGGUGUUCCUGUUAACUUGCCAGAACCAUUAGAGCCACAGUGGCCUUUGACAGGAUUCCAACAGUUACGACCUGAACAUAAAAUUAUGCUACCAAAACUUACUACAGAACAAAUAGAGGGAUACUUCCUAUAUCGGAUGGCGGAAGAUCGACAGGCCAGUGGGGAUAUCAAGGCAUUGGAAAAAGGGAAAAAAAUGUUUGAAUCACAUAGAAUUUUAGCCUGCAGCUUCUAUCAGAGUGGUCAAAACACUUUCUUGAGUGGAAUUGUUGGUGCAGCAAUGAGACAUAAGGUUACAUACAACUAUAAAAUUAAAAUUGAUAGAUGUACUGGGGAACCAUUAAAUUCUCACUGUGAAUGCCCAGCAGGAAAAGGACCACAUGGUACAUGCAAACAUAUUGCUGCUGUCAUGAUGAUGUUGAUGCAUUUUAUUCAAACAGGAGACGUACAGGUGGAAAAGUGCUGCACAGAAAACCUCCAGACUUUUCACAAACCUAAAGCUUUCUACAAUGGAUCACCAGUAAAGACACAAAAUAUUCCAUCUAAAAGGAAACAUUUAGAUAGUAUUCUGGAUGAUCCACGACCAGCAAAGUUCCAGAAUUUGAAGGGGUACAAUGAUCAUGUCAGAAAUUCCUUAAUUAAUUUUUGCUCAACAUCUUCCAUGGAUAUAUCCUUACGCUAUAUAUAUUCAAAAGCAGAUCUUCAAAAUGCAGUUCAUGACCAUGACUAUCUUGAAAAGCCAUUUGCUGAGUAUUGGAUAGAUAAUGCCCUUAAGGUUACUGAGAAUGACUGCAAGGCAAUAGAGAAAUGUACGAGGAAGCAAAGUAAAUGCAAUGAGUGGUUCAGGCAUAGAAAAUGGAGAUUGACUGCGUCAAGAUUUGGGGAAAUUACCAGAAUGACUUGUAGAAGAAACAAAAACAAACUAUGCAAAACUUUAAUUAAUACCCAUAAAAUAGUUAGAAAGUGUUUGUUACAUGGAAAACAAUUUGAAUCUAAAGCUAUUUGCAAAUUUGAGGCACAAAAAGGUGUAAAAUGUAGGCCCUCAGGUCUGUUUGUUAGACCAGAUUUCCCAUUUUUAGGGGCUUCACCUGAUGGCAUUGUUGAUGGUGAUUUUUUAAUAGAAGUUAAAUGUCCAUACAAUGGAAGAAACGAUAAAAUAUUGCCAGGAAAAUGUUUUCCAUUCCUAUACAGAAAUAAAUCUGGGGAAAUAGCUUUAAAGGAGAUAAGCACCUAUUAUGCACAAAUUCAAGGUCAACUGUUUAUUGCAAAAAGAAAAUACUGCUAUUUCAUUGUGUAUACUUUUGUAGAUCUGUUUGUGCAAGUAGUCGAUUAUGACGAAAAUUUCUGCCUUAACUCAUUAGUUCCAAAAUUAUCCAUGUUUUAUGAGAAAUACUUCAGACCAUAUUUGGCAUCUUUGUUAUAA
Messenger RNA from Mytilus trossulus (common blue mussel), 1560 nucleotides. RefSeq lists its product as uncharacterized. The transcript has 5 exons. Gene Ontology annotation, molecular function: zinc ion binding. Bases 7 to 1560 code for a protein of 517 amino acids. The record is from RefSeq and is a predicted model, not a curated record. Lineage: Eukaryota; Metazoa; Mollusca; Bivalvia; Mytilida; Mytilidae.